Molecule: messenger RNA, 1920 nt
Organism: Xiphophorus couchianus (Monterrey platyfish)
Lineage: Eukaryota; Metazoa; Chordata; Actinopteri; Cyprinodontiformes; Poeciliidae
Gene: inpp1
Product: inositol polyphosphate-1-phosphatase
Exons: 6
Coding region: 242-1378 (378 amino acids)
Biological process (GO): phosphatidylinositol phosphate biosynthetic process
Molecular function (GO): inositol-1,4-bisphosphate 1-phosphatase activity
Source: RefSeq, a predicted model, not a curated record
CGCUCCUGUCUCCGCCUCGAAUGUUUCAGCGUAGCUCGCGGGUGGAGCGUCCGCCCUUCCUGCGGUUGGAAACUGACGUAAACUGAGCAGGCAGGCAGAGCUCAGCGUUAAUUAAACGCUUAAAAAUAAUAAUUUGACUGAAAGUCCACAUCCUCCUCCUGAGCUCUCUGCAUUUUGAGCCAAACCGGAAAACGCAGCCACCGAGAAGGAGAUAGAAAGCAGGCUGUAACCUGGCGUUGACAUGGCCGACCUGCUGAGGCUGCUGCUGCGGGUGGCUGAGAAGGCCGCGAACGUGGCUCGCAUCUGCAGACAAGAGGCUCCUCUCUUUCAGCUCCUGGUGCAGGAAAAGACCGGAGAAGACAAGAACAAGAAGUUUGUGCAGGACUUUAAAACACUCGCCGAUGUGGUGAUUCAGGAGAUGAUCCGGCAUGACGUGAGAGCUCAGUUCCCAGAGAUGGGUGGGUUCAUUAAUGGAGAAGAGUCAAACAAGUUUGAAAAUGGGCUUGGAGAAAGUGUGACUGUUACCGUGUGCAGCACAGAGGAGGAGACCGCAAAGCUCCUGGCCACCGUGUUGGACGGCGACCAGACGGCGGCGUCUCUGCUGGCUAGGGCCGUCCACCAAGACCCGUCCACCAUCGAGGCGGGCACAGAUGGACUCACGGUUCCGCUUAAACCCUCUGAGCUCGGCGUCUGGAUUGACCCCAUAGACGCCACCAGUCAGUACAUAGAAGGGCGUGAGGAAGUGGUGGAAGAGGACCGCCUGUCUCCUUCAGGUCUGCACUGUGCGCUGGUUCUGAUCGGGGUUUACCUGCGGAGCACAGGUGAGCCCGUCAUGGGCGUGAUCAACCAACCGUUCAACAACAAAGAUCUUGCUGGCACAGGCUGGAGAGGAAAGCACUACUGGGGCGUGUCCUGCGGCAGCACAAACAUCUGCUCAGAGUCAAGACCAGGAGAGCGGUCUGAGGGAGGCCUGUCCGUGGUGCUGAGCUCCAACGAGAAGCAGUCGGUGAAGGAAGCUCUGACCUCAGUGUGCGGCCCAGACAAGCUCAUGUACGCUUCUGGAGCCGGCUACAAGAUCCUGUGCGUCAUCCAGGGCCUGGCGGACGCCUACGUCCUGUCAGAGGGCAGCACCUUUAAGUGGGACUCGUGCGCUCCUCACGCCCUGCUGCGGGCCCUGGGAGGGGGCGUGGUGGACUUGGCUUUGAGUCUGCAGCAGUCAGAGAGCGGAGCACAGGAUCCCAGGACAGAACUGACAUAUCACCAGCCUCGCGCUGAUCGAUCCGGAGCAGUCCGCUGGGCCAAUCAUGGCGGUCUUGUGGCCUACAGAGACGCUUCUCAGCUCCGCAGCAUCAUGGGAGCCCUGAGAGGCAAACUGUAGGUAAAAAAAAAAAAAACUCGUUCCUCCAAGAGGAGGAGUUUGAAUAUACUGCCAUAUUUAUGUUUUCUAUGUUAGUGGAGGGAGAUGGGUAUGAACAGAAAUAUUUCAGCUAUGAACUAACUUCUAACCAGAUUUCUAUGGAGUGUUGCCAACUAAAUGUGAGAUAAAAUGUUUUUGAAUUAUGUUAAAUAAUAUGAAGAGUGCAGUAACUUUGACAAGUCCUGAAACAGACAGGUUUUGCAGUAUUUAUCCCUAAAGCAAGCAAACAUUAUGAAGUCUAAAAUGUGGUUGUUUUGUGUUGAAUUAAAGUUAUUGUAAAUGUAUUGAAAAAUCAAAUCGUUUUACACCAUUACAACCAUUCACACACUCAAACACGCGUUUAUACGUCCAUAUGGAGAUCUGGAGGCAACUUGGGAUUAAGUGCCUUGCCAUGUGGAAGCUGGAAACAAUCCUACUCACAUAUAGUCACCCUAUGUACUGAAGACAUGUAUUUUGUAUAAAAGAUAUCAAUAAUGAAAUUAAAUGAAUUUAUUCACAGAAAA